Molecule: messenger RNA, 491 nt
Organism: Arabidopsis arenosa
Lineage: Eukaryota; Viridiplantae; Streptophyta; Magnoliopsida; Brassicales; Brassicaceae
Source: the annotation of a GenBank genome assembly
AAUUUUAUAUUAACUAAUGCUCAAAAAAAUAUCUUAGGCUGUGAUGUUAGGCUGAUAAUACGAAGUUUAAAGGUAUUGAUGGAACAACCGAGGAACAACAAGACCUCUCAAGAACAAGCUCGUGAAUCGCUCAUCGAAAUCUCUUACACUUCACCCGAGGAAGACGAGGUUAUAACGUACUCAGAUGUGAAACCUGUCACUAAUAUCUCAAACGGAGGUACCAAAAGAAACAAAGAUGAUGAGGAGAAGCUUAGAGAUGAGCUGAUUUCGAUAUCUUACGACGAGUCACCGUCGCCUUCACCGGAUGUGGAUGUAGCUGUUUCGCCGACCCUGCCUAACGGUACAUGUCGUGGAUAGGAAGUUUAUGUACAGCUUGAAGUCUUUACUUUCUUAUGCAAAAGACUUUGGUUUGGUCUAAAAGUGAGACCAUUGUUAUAUGUUAAACGUUUCUCCUCAAACUAUAUGAUUGAAAAUCAAUGAAGUUUCUGUUU